GGGGAGGGCGCAAUUCGAAGCACUUUAAUUAUUUGAUAACCGAUUAUUUUUGAGAAAAUAAUAUAAAUUGUGUAUAAAUGCCAGCGCCCAACGCCAAUUCACGUCAGCUAUGUUACGAAGCGAGAGAUAAAUAUUAUGAAUGCAGAGAUAAAAAUCCUGACAAGACCGAAGUUUGCGAAGAAUUUAGAAAAAUGUUUGAGAAAUCCUGUCUGCCUUCUUGGGUAAGCAAAAAUUACGGGGGGGGGGGGAUUGGUAAGCCUUACCACAGCACAGACCAUAGUUUGCAUCAAUGGAUGAACACUCAACAACUGCAGAUAAAAACAUUGAUGUUUUUAUCUGCAGUUGUUGACAUCUAACAGGGUUCAAAAGUCAAUAUCACUCCAGUUUAUGUAGAGGUCACCACCCAUUGUAGGCAUUUUGGGUGGAUAUGGCUCACCACCCCCACACCACAGAAUACUACACAGAAGUCCAUUUCCAUUGUUUUUUGCGUAAGCGUUAUUCGUCAUGAUUCGUCACUCAGCAAGUACCGUAAACAGAAGCAGUCACCCCCCUGGAAAUACUAAAAAUGGCACAUGUCCAGGGGGGUGACUGCUUCUGUUUACGGUACUUGCUGAGUGACGAAUCAUGACGAAUAACGCUUACGCAAAAAACAAUGGAGAUGGACUUCUGUGUAGUAUUCUGUGCCCACACAUUUCAAAUACAACACCUGCUUUGCAGGCUACAUUGAAAUGGCAACAAACAUGUUAGGGGAUUACUAUGAUUGUAUGUUACUAUUUACCUCAUCAGCAGGCCAGUGGCUGUGUUGUAUUGCACAUACAAACUUAAGCCGAAGGCAAGGGUUUGUAUAUCCGAUACAACACGGGCAUGAAUGUUGUUAAUGGCUUGUGAAACAUCUUGAUGAGAACAUUUGUAUUCUUCAUCAAAAUAAAUGAUUGAUAUUCGGUAAAGAAAAUUGAACUUAAAUGAGAUCGAUGAAUGUAAUCAGCAUGAUUUUGUAUCAGAUAUACAAGCUCCUUCACGCUCAUGAUUUCUUUUGUGUUUUCUUCAUGAAUUAUUAAUGAGUUUCACAACAAAGUAUAUAAUGCACUCUCCCAAAACUAAUUUAGAGUGAAUUUUUUGUCAUUUAAUCAGGUGAAGCAUUUUGAUCGCAAAAGAGUCUAUGAAGAAUACAAAAAGAAAUUGAAUACUGAGGGAUAUAAAUUGACAGAUGAAUGAAAAAAAUAAACAUUUUUUAUGACAGAUCUGGCACACUUUGGCAGAGACUCAAUAUAUCACAUGCUUGCUGCUGUCAACUGCUCAUAUAUGAAACCUAAAAUCUAGUCUGUCAUGAAACCAUGUCAAGAGACUGAAAUAAGUCGUUUAAAUGUCUAAAGAUGAACAGAUGCAGAUAAAAGGAAGCUUUCAUGUUUGUAAGAGCAUUUGACAGUUUUAAUCUAAUCAGCUAAGAUGUGUAAAUAACAUCACACUGAUUGGCGGCAGAGCUAGUAUUGGAAGCUGUCAGUCAAAAGCUUUUGACAAACGUAAAAGUUCCACCCGAGAACAGACAAUGUAUUAAUCUGUGACUGUUUAUCCUUAGAUGCAAAUAACAGUAAAAUUACAGGUCUGGGCUAUGAAAAAUACGAUAUUGGAGAUCUAUGGCUACACAUUCCUCACUGAGAAUGAACUACUUAGUAUAUUUUACAUUAUAGCUGUACAGGAAAGAGUAAUAAAUAAAUAAAAAUCUUUAAAAAUAAUCAGAAAGUCUUGGAUCAGUGCGUAGUUUGUGUUCCAGCUGCAUGUAUUUUGGAGGAGCCAUCUCUUUAUGCCU
Molecule: messenger RNA, 1807 nt
Organism: Paramuricea clavata
Lineage: Eukaryota; Metazoa; Cnidaria; Anthozoa; Malacalcyonacea; Plexauridae
Source: the annotation of a GenBank genome assembly